UAUAUAUAUAUAUAUAUAUAUAUUGUGCAACAUGUGCGUUACAAACUUACAGAAUGAGUUUUUACAGAUGUAAGCCAAAAACACAAAAUUGAAAACUUUCGUCAACAGCACGUCGCGAUAAAAAUUUUCGUAACGCGCUCUUUUAGAAAAUACGCGAUUUUAGCCGGCAACGAGUCAGAGGUUUCGAAAACAAUAGUGCUAUAUUUCCUUCUACGCGGUCGUUUAGUACUUAUAGCAUAUUUCAUAAAUUACUUAAUAGGAUCGUUCUAUAGUAUAGUGUAUGAAAGCUAUAAAAGCAGUUUAAGGUUUCAAUCUAAACGAUUUGGCGACACAGUGAGGGCGACAUGUAUCUUCAAACGUUCAUACCGCUGUUUUUAGCUGUCCAUAUUCCGGUCGAGAAUGGAAUGUGGGAAUAUUGGGAAUAUGGACUCGAAUAUAUUUUCAACGUUAACGUGUAUGUAGGAAGGCCGCUAAAUUAUGACAAAAAUCGGUCCUUUUUCUGGCAUACCAGUAAUGUCACUUAUCGAUUGUUCUGCACUCCGAAGAGUUCAAGACCCUGGGGAAGAAAGACAAUUCUAAACUGCCACCUGCAAAAUGUGCACAACAACUGCACGCCUGACAAAAACAAUGACAUGCCCUUUGAGCUACUCUAUAACAAAAUGGGAAUCGAGAAAAUGCUAAUUCCCGAGUCAACGAGACGGUUCGAUCUCCACGUUUUGAAACUGGUAGCUGAACAGUUGGAUCCUGCUACGACCUUCAAGGAUGUCAAGCAUGUUUCAAAACCGUCGAAUCAAUAUAAAUCCGAUGUUGCGCACAAAUCUAUCGUCGGUGGAUGCAACAUCAACUUUGACAUUAAACGUCAAAAAUUGCAAGAUGAGCGUUUGAGCGGGCAACGCAACUUCCGAAUGGUACCGCUGUUGCAAGAGCUGCAUAUCAAUUCUAAUAAAGAAAAACUCAUCGUCAAUAAGACUAAAGUUUCUACCACGUGCAACAUAAGAACAGACCAUUAUUUUCAAACUUUUCUACACAAAGGACAAGACUGCCAGGAAGUAAAACUGUAUCUGGACACAAUGACCAGUCUCAUGCAAAUCGAGAAGAAUAGUUUUGUUUCAAGUACAAGGAGGGAAGGAAGAAUGAUGCUAACAAAUACCAAGAUAUCGGAAUUCGUGGAAGUAAUCUUGGAAGACGUUCGACCUGUUGGAGAACCGGUCACAAUUGUACAACCCAAAGAAACAAUUAUCAUAGUCAACUAAGAAAAACAAGUUUCAUUUAGAAUCAUAUAUAAAUUAUAUAAUCGUACGUGUAAAGUAAUUAUUUA
Messenger RNA from Pseudomyrmex gracilis, 1318 nucleotides. RefSeq lists its product as uncharacterized. The record is from RefSeq and is a predicted model, not a curated record. Bases 345 to 1253 code for a protein of 302 amino acids. The transcript is spliced from 4 exons. Lineage: Eukaryota; Metazoa; Arthropoda; Insecta; Hymenoptera; Formicidae.